Messenger RNA from Brassica rapa (field mustard), 3038 nucleotides. Its product is annotated as protein GRAVITROPIC IN THE LIGHT 1. The record is from RefSeq and is a predicted model, not a curated record. NCBI's taxonomy places the organism in Eukaryota, Viridiplantae, Streptophyta, Magnoliopsida, Brassicales, Brassicaceae. Gene Ontology annotation, biological process: negative gravitropism; response to red or far red light.
AUUUUGUGUAACCGAAAAUAGAGUAUUAAAAAAUAAUUUUAUGUAAUAAUGUGGUAUUGUGCUUGUAAUUUAAUAUUUAAUUAUGUAUUUCUAUUUAUAAUUUUAUGUUUUAGUGUAAUAUUUUAUUAAUUAAUAUUACUAUAAUGUUUUUAUAUUUGUGUUAGUUAUUUAUAAAAGUUUUAUGAAUUUAUAUUAAUUAUGAUAAUUAUAAAGACCAUAGUAUAAAUUACAAGAAAUUUUGAAGUUAUAUUUGAAGUCUUGAUUUAAGAGAAUAACACAUUGAAACUUCGAAUAUAGAGUUUUUGCAAUAGAGAGCUUUUCUUUUUUUUCUUUUUUUUUUAUCAAAAGAGAGUUUUUCUUAAGAUGCUCUUAGAAGUAUAUAAUAAAAGAAAAUAAAAUCGUUGUAAUAGAAACCCCGACAAAACUAAUGAAUAAAUUGUUUCAGAUGUGAGAUUUUUUUUUUUACGCUGAUUUAUUAAGAUAUUACAAUUACGAUAUGAGAAAGAUUACAUAGACGAUUCGACAACCGACAAUACUAUCUGCCUUAUGAAGACCUACGCCUAACUGCAUCACCUGAGCCGUCCUAUGAAGAUCCACGCUUGGCCAGAUUGUAAAAUUGUUACCACAACUUCCCACUGGAUUGUUCACAUACAUCCACAAGCGUGUGAUUUUGCGUUCUGUCUGAGUACGUUGAAACAUUUUAGAUCAUGUUAUAAAUCUAUCUAUAUACUAUCGAAAACACCCUUUCCAUUUCGACGUUUCCGCACCAUAAAGCGGCAAUGUCGGUGUAAAUAUCUCAUACUCAUUAGGGUAUGACAGGAAAAUUCAGUCUUUUGAACUUCCCUAGGCUCUGUCAUUUACUCUUUACCAAUACUCCUGCUUCACCUUUCUCUCUAUAAACUUCCAAUGCAUCAUUACUUACACUUUUCUACCUAUCUUUCUCGAGAUCCGGUUUUGUCUUAAAACCGUCACUGAACCGUAAUUUUUUUUCUUGUUACCGAUAUUGUCGUUAGUAGAGAAUAGUCCGGGGAGGAGAGCAUUUCUUCGAUCAGGUUUGUUAUUCAGCAUCUGAUAAAUUUUGUUUUGUUUCUUUCUGAAUGAUUUCGUCUCCGUUAUUUUUGACAAACUCCCAUCAUUGAAUAUCCAUACAAAGCAAUAAUGGUUGUACAAUUCACAUUAGCGUGCACAUUAGAAGUGCUUCUUUAUCUUAUCAUGUUCUUUGUCUCUCCAAUCUUCCUUACGGUAGGUAGUGAUUUGAUGUUUCAUAUGAUUGAUUUGAUCUUUCAUCGUUUAAGCAGUGGCUGGUCUGUCAGUUAUAUCCAUUUCAUUUCUUCAGAUACACUCUACAUGAAGUGAGGAACAAGAAAAGUAAAACAUACAACACACAAUGGAGACUGUGAAACCAUUGGAUGUUGCUUCAAGAAAAGGAAAACUCAGACGGGCAUUUGUGAAAGCUAUCAACAUCAAGAAGCUAACCGGUGUUGUUCCGGAAGUUGAGAGAGAGAAGAAGAGACAAGAAAACGUGAACUUAGUGAAGACUGCUCCAAAUCUUUCAGAGUCCUUUGACAAGCUGGAGGAAGAGCAUGAGAAAACACUUUCCAUGGAAGCUCUUCUUGCAAAGCUGUUUGCUACUGUUUCUUCCAUAAAAUCAAGUUACGCGCAGCUGCAGUACGCCCAGUCUCCGUAUGAUCCAGCUGGGAUUCAAAAAGCAGACAGGUUGGUCGUGUCAGAGCUGAAGACAUUGUCUGAGCUGAAACAGAGUUUCUUGAAGAACGAGUUUGAUACUAACCCUGAUAUAACUCUAGUUCUUGCCGAGAUUCAAGAGAUGAGAAGCCUCUCGAAGACUUAUGAGAUCAUGGGGAAGAAGAUGGAGUGUCAGCUGAAGCUUAAAGACUCUGAGAUCAUUUUUCUUAAAGAGAAGUUUCAAGAAUCCAAGAAUCAGAACAAGUUGAUGGAGAAGAGACUGAACAAAAGUAAUUCACUGGAUCAAAAUCAUUUCGUUAUUUAUCUAAACCACACCGUCAAAUCAAUCCGAGGAUUCGUUAAAACGAUGGUUGAGCAAAUGAAGUUCUCUGCUUGGGACGUCCACACGGCGGCUGAAGCGAUACAGCCUGAAGUAUUCUAUUACAAGCAAGACCACGCGUGUUUCGCUUUCGAGCAUUUCGUUUGCAAGAUCAUGUUCCAAGGGUUUCAUCUACCUUGCUUCACAAGCGAACCAUCAUCAUCAUCAUCUCGGAAGACGAGUAAAGAGACGUUCUUUGAGAGGUUCACGGAGCUUAGACCGAUGAAAGCGAGAGAGUGUUUAGCGUCGCGUCCUAAAUCAAGAUUCUCUAGGUUUUGCAGAGAUAAGUAUUUGCGACUCGUGCAUCCGAAGAUGGAGCAGGCUUUCUUCGGACAUUUGCAUGUGAGAAACCAAGUCUCUGUCGGGGAGUUUCCGGAGACGAGUUUUUGUACCGCGUUUCUUGAAAUGGCGAAACGGGUUUGGCUCUUGCAUUGUAUUGCGUUCUCCUUUGACGUUGAAGCUUCGAUCUUUCAAGUAUCUAAGGGUUGCAGAUUCUCCGAAAUGUACAUGAAGAGCGUGGCGGAAGAAAGCUUGUCGGAAUCUGAGCCGAGAGUUGCGUUUACUGUGGUUCCUGGUUUUAGAGUUGGGAACACUUUGGUACAGUGCGAGGUUUACCUCUCGGUUUCGAGUCAACGCCGUACGUAACCGGACGGUGGAAAGAUCAGGGAGAUGUCGGAACAGAGGGUAUUAUGGUAAUUUACGUGGUGGUGUUAUUUUGCUGACCGUCGGAUUAAGAAGAGAUACAGUAUGUGACCGUUGAGAUUAUGCGUGUGCUUUUUUCCCACUCUUUGUCGAUGUUUUAGGACAGAGAGACAGAAGCAUCUCUGAGCUGGUUUCCUUCAAUGAAUCAAAUUAUUAGCCAUCGUCAUUCGUCACUAUCUUCUAUCCUAAAGUAUGUUGUAAAUAAUUCGUAAUAAUUUAUAUAACUUUUUUUGUACUCCCUCCGUUUUUUAAUAUAAGUCGUUUUACAGCUAUA